CCUGAGUGACUCGAUUCGGCGGCCAUUGUUGUGAGGUAAUAAACUUCCCUCGGUCCCGUGGAGCAUCAAGAAGACGUCCACUUAAUUGCGCCGUCGGGCCUGCAUUUAGGAGGAACUACAGGUUGUGAGGAAUAACAUAAAUUGCCACAUUUCCAAAUUCAUCGUGACAUUUAGCCAUGCCGUUAUUGUAUCGAGGUUGUUGACCAUUACAAGAGAAAGCGCAAAAUCAGUAACUGAUACGCUUGCGUGGUCGCCAUCUUGAGGCGGUAACCGUCUUCUGCUUAGGGUGCCUGCUUGGAACUUAAAGUUGGUAAAUAAAAUAAAAAAACAAAUGCCACAAACAUGUGCAGCAUUUGGGUGCUCCAACCGGAGGAAUGACACAAGUAAAUGUCGUGGUAUAACCUUUCACAAGUUUCCCAAGGAUCCAGUGAGAAGAAAGGACUGGACUAUUGCCAUGAGGCGCAAGGACUUCCAACCUAACAACACAACAGUACUCUGCAGUAGUCACUUCACUACAGAUGAUUUUGACCGAACUGGACAAACUAUUCGUUUGAAGGAUUGUGUCAGUCCUUCGGUCUUUACAUCCACCCCAGAACAUCUGAAAAAAGUGCCUCAUAAAGCCAGACUGACCAGGACCUCCAUGAAAGCUGCCGAAGAGCGCGUUGUUUCGGUAGUAGUUCCUGGAGUGACACGCACCACCCCAUCAACCGCUGUAAAGAGUAUCCCGGAUCAUCACUAUGCACUUGACCAGAUACAAGUAAAAUCCAAAGUCAUCAAGGCUCAAAAGAGGAUAGAUGAACUGGAAAAGCAGCUUAGAAAUGCAAAGGAUCGCGAGAGAAGGUUGAAACUUACCGUGAAGUCACUGAUUUCAAACCAGACCGAGUAGAGGGCCCCUAUGACUCCAUCCAUCGGAUUGAAUGGCAUCUAGGUCUUCCUGUUGUCUGGUGAGGGACUAUCAGUCCUUGCGUUUCUUCAUCAAACGGCAGGCUAACGAUGUUACAUCCCAAACAUGUGACGACACACAUCCGGGGGACCCUCACCCGUCCUGAUGUAAUCUCAUGAGCCAUCGAGACGCCCCCUCAACACGAAGACGUCUAACGGAGCGAUGGCCACUGCUCCCUCCCUUCGGAGUGGGGGGUAUGACUGGCUUUAACGUCUAGAAGGUGAAUUAAGAUGCAGUCAAUGAGUGCCUGAAUAGAUGGGGGGGGGGGGGGGGGGGGGUUCUGCAUCAGCAGCCUAUCGGUGCAGUUUAUCCAUUGGUUGGUAAGUGGGAUGGUUCAGUCUGACAAACAUUCGAAGGAUAUUCGAACUUGGACAAUAUAGAGGAAUCAUUGCUUCAUGAGACGGUCAUUUUCAUUACCAAGAGGAAUUUUUGGAAUUGGUCUUGUCUGGAAUGGAAGGUCCAAUACAGUAGAUUCUGUGUCCAAACCAUGUUUCCUUUGGGACAUUAAAGUUUUUCUUAAUUGUC
This is a messenger RNA of Gadus morhua (Atlantic cod), 1468 nucleotides long. Its product is annotated as THAP domain-containing protein 2. The coding region runs from base 332 to 886 and encodes 184 amino acids. The transcript is spliced from 5 exons. The record is from RefSeq and is a predicted model, not a curated record. NCBI's taxonomy places the organism in Eukaryota, Metazoa, Chordata, Actinopteri, Gadiformes, Gadidae.